This is a messenger RNA of Saccharomyces kudriavzevii IFO 1802, 1284 nucleotides long. It is a transcript of the gene SFH1, whose product is annotated as Sfh1p. NCBI's taxonomy places the organism in Eukaryota, Fungi, Ascomycota, Saccharomycetes, Saccharomycetales, Saccharomycetaceae. Gene Ontology annotation, molecular function: transcription coregulator activity. The transcript has a single exon. Gene Ontology annotation, biological process: chromatin remodeling; regulation of transcription by RNA polymerase II. The coding region runs from base 1 to 1284 and encodes 427 amino acids. Gene Ontology annotation, cellular component: nucleus; RSC-type complex; nuclear chromosome. The record is from RefSeq and is a predicted model, not a curated record.
AUGUCAAAUCAAAACCAGCUCAUUCCGCAAGCCUAUAUCUCCAAUUUUCACAACAGAUUGACAAAUGAGGAUGAUGGCAUCCCCAUUUUUACAAUGGCUCAACAAACAAGGCAGCAUAAAAGAGCUAAGGUGGUCAACUAUGCUGAAUAUGACAACGAUCUCUUUGAUGAAUUCAACAUGAACGGAAACAACUUUGCCAGCACGGACACACACUAUAAAGAUAAUGCGGUGUCUCAUGAAAAUACCCCGGCACUUACAAAUGGCGUGACCAUGGAUGGUUCGGAAUACAAUACCCUGGAAAAUAUGAACAACGGUGAAAAUAUUCUUUCGAACAAUAAGUAUGAUAUCGGUUCAAACAUGAUUGUGGAGUCUUUAUCCGGUUUGAAUAAUAGCAAUAAUGCCGGUAAUGGCCCUAAUAAUGUCAAAACGCAAACACAGGAUAUUGGAAACGCCGUUUUGCCAGAUCUCCAAGACCAAGACCAUAAUCCGUUUAAUAUUUUGAGGUACCAUAAAAUAAGAGACACUUUCAUCAACGGGAAAGUGAUAUCUCCGUACAGAUUGAACACCAAUGAGAAAACGAAGGCAAAUGCAAACUCUGGAGAAGCGAUCAUGAUACCAAUUACUUUGGAUAUAGAACAUAUGGGCCAUACCAUAAAGGAUCAGUUUCUUUGGAACUAUAAUGACGAUUCCAUAACCCCGGAAGAGUUUGCCUCCAUAUAUUGCAAAGACCUUGAUAUGAGCUCCGCCACUUUGCAAACUCAAAUUGCUAAUGUAAUAAAAGAGCAACUUAAAGACUUGGAAAAUAUCGCAGCCACUGAGAUAAUGUCUGAUCUACACGUCAUUAUCAAUCUAACCUGCAACUUGAAAGACAGAUUUUUCGAAGAUAAUUUCCAAUGGAACUUAAACGAUAAAUCACUUACCCCGGAAAAGUUUGCCACGUCCAUAGUACAAGACCUUGGCCUUACAAGAGAGUUCAUCCCCUUAGUUUCCCAAUCACUUCAUGAGACUAUUUUAAAGAUAAAGAAGGAUUGGGUUGAUGGUCAUUUAAUCCAGGACCACGUGCCAAACGAUGCUGCAUUUGGAUAUCUAUCAGGCAUAAGAUUGGAUAUUGAUGAGUUAGGCUCCAACUGGUGUCCAAGAGUAGAAAUACUAACGAAAGAAGAAAUUCAAAAGAGAGAGAUCGAAAAGGAAAGAAACUUAAGAAGACUGAAAAGAGAAACCGAUAGACUAUCUAGGAGAGGCAGAAGGAGACUGGAUGACUUGGAAACCACAAUGAGAAUGUAG